Messenger RNA from Biomphalaria glabrata, 1357 nucleotides. RefSeq names its product testis-expressed protein 9-like. The transcript is spliced from 12 exons. NCBI's taxonomy places the organism in Eukaryota, Metazoa, Mollusca, Gastropoda, Planorbidae. The record is from RefSeq and is a predicted model, not a curated record. Bases 55 to 1248 code for a protein of 397 amino acids.
UACAAUAUUUUUACGACAUCUACAAAUAGGGUCGUUAGCAUUUCUGUAAACAAGAUGGCGGACAACGCAAGAAAUUCUUCGAAAUCUAGGGUACAAUCGUCCAAGUCACAGGUUUCAAGCUCUAGCAUAGCACAGAAAGCAGGAAAUGACUCUAAACAUUCAGAUAUAUUGAGCAGAGAAGAGGAAUAUAAGAGAUUAAAUGCAGAACUUGAAGCUAAAACAGCUUUGUUAGUCAAAGAAGCAGAGACAGUUAUGAAAGAGCAGGAAAAUGUUUUAGCCAAGUCACAUCUACUUGACAAUAUCAAUGCUGAAGAGUUUUUGCAAGAACUAGAAGAAGGUUAUUCUGACAAAAGCCAGAGGUCUGUCAGACAGCAGGAAACUGGUUCCAGAGUCUCUUCAAAAACUAACAUCAAUAGUAGACCUACUUCAGGAAAACGGUCAGCAUCAGGUUCCAGUAACAAAAAAAGUAAGCCUCAGCCUCCAUCAGCUGAUGAUGUAGCUGUGCCAGAAGAUACUUUCCUAACCAAACUUCAUCAGGAGUUCUCUGAGCUGUCCUCCAGAUUGGCAGAUGAAGAUGAUGUUGAGAGAGAUGAGGAUGAUGCUGAUGAUACAAUUUUACCACAGGGAGCAAGUGACAUGGGGACUGAGGCCAUGUUGAGGUUUCUAAAGGCAAAGCUGAGAGUCAUGCAAGAGGAAGUUGAUAGACUUGUACAUGAGAAUCAUAAAAAGGAAGAUGAUCUAAAGUUGAUGAGUCAAAGGCUGAAGGAUGUAGAGGAAGAGAGGAAUCGGUUGCUGAGGACCAACACAGCUCAACAACAGCAGAUUGAGAAACACAAAAAGAUGUCAGAGGAGGUGAAAGGGAAAAGUGACAGCCUGGAGACACAAUUAUCUGCUUUGAAAAAGGAAUUAGACCAAAUGAAGAGAAAUCAAAAACAACAACAAUCUUCUCAAUCUGCUACUGAAGUCAGACUCAACAGAGCACUAGAAGAAAUUGAGAAAUACAGAGAGGAACUGAGUAGGGCCAAGAACACAUCAAAGGAUGCCCAUGAUACAGACAAGAAAAGGCUGGAACAAUUGCUGUCUGAGAACAAAAAACUGGAAAAACAGAAGAAUGAGUUGAUGUCUGGCUUUAAGAAACAAAUGAAGUUGAUCGAUGUAUUGAAACGACAGAAAAUGCACAUAGAGGCUGCCAAGAUGUUGCAAUUUACAGAAGAGGAAUUUGUCAGAGCUCUUGAAUGGGGAAGCUAAAGAAGAGUCCAUAUAUUUAUUUAUUAUUUUUUGUUUUAUAUACAAAACUUUACAGUUCAGAAAUUGUUCAUUUGUAAAUAGUCUGUGGAAUAAAAUGUAUCUCUGCAAA